This is a messenger RNA of Blepharisma stoltei, 557 nucleotides long. NCBI's taxonomy places the organism in Eukaryota, Ciliophora, Heterotrichea, Heterotrichida, Blepharismidae. The record is from the annotation of a GenBank genome assembly.
AUGGGCUGCGGACCAAGUGAGCCAAGAGGUGCAACAAACGGGAACUUCACUGUCACCACUGAAAAAACUUGCUUUAAAAUCAAAGUAGAAAAGCCAAACUCUAACGAUGUCAAUGAGUAUACAUACGAAGCAUUUUACCUUGAAAUGCCUCUCUCAGCAUUAAUGAAUUUCCUCAACUUUGACCAAAACCAAGGCGCAAAGAUGGAUGCAAAUUUUAUAUCACGUUUUGAUGCACAAAUAGCAAGAUUCCGGUAUUUCAUUCAGAGGCUUUCGGGGACUGAAAUAGAAAAUGAGAAAAAUCCUUAUGAAGGGAAUAUGUGAGUCCCGUAUAUAAACGGAAAACAAAUCGAUUGGGAUUUUGCAUGUGAAAAAGAUAUGCCAGUUAAGCCUUCAGAUGAAAUUAUUCUUUUUGAAGCUUAAAAGCAUAUUUAAAAUGCAAGAAAAUUUUUAUUUUCUAUGAAAAUAGCUUAUUAAUUUGGAUUUUUCCUUAUUAAUCCUAUUAUUUAUAAAAUAUCUGGAGAUAUGAAAAACUAACAGCUGGAGGAAGCCCUAAUUAA